Messenger RNA from Bactrocera oleae (olive fruit fly), 408 nucleotides. NCBI's taxonomy places the organism in Eukaryota, Metazoa, Arthropoda, Insecta, Diptera, Tephritidae. The record is from RefSeq and is a predicted model, not a curated record.
ACAACAACAACUGCAAUUAUAAUUACUCCAAGCACAACAAUAACCACUACAUCCAGGACAACAACUACUACUACUCCAAUCUUAAUACCAACCACUACUCCAACAACAACAACAACUACAGCUGCUCCAAGCACAACAACAACUACGACGUGCACAAAAACUACCACUACUCCAACGACAACAACAACUGCAAUUAUAAUUACUCCAAGCACAACAACAACCACUACACCCAGGACAACAACUACUACUACUCCAAUCAUAACAACAACCACUACUCCAACAACAACAACAACUUUAACUACUCUAAGCCCAACAACAACUACUACUCCACGGACAACCACUACAACAACUACACCGUGCACAAAAGCUAUCACUACUCCAACGACAACAACAACCACUACACCCAGG